This is a messenger RNA of Triticum dicoccoides, 1988 nucleotides long. RefSeq lists its product as uncharacterized. Lineage: Eukaryota; Viridiplantae; Streptophyta; Magnoliopsida; Poales; Poaceae. The transcript has 3 exons. The coding region runs from base 30 to 1547 and encodes 505 amino acids. The record is from RefSeq and is a predicted model, not a curated record.
GGUUCCGUAGAUCUACUGCCAUAACAACCAUGUCGGGUGAUGCCGGCUGGCCGACUCUGCCGGGCCGCCUCGACGAUGAAGAUGGUGCCAGAUUGCCGCCCGAGUGUCUGCUGCACCGGCGCGUUCGCACGGACUUCGACGAUGACGAUCAGCAAGACCUCAUCGCCUUGCAACCCUUCAAAAUCCUGAGAUGUGUGUACAAGAAGGCGUUGGGGUUUCCAUCCGAGCUGCAGGCCCAGGCGGAUGAGAUGGUUCAGACCCUACAAAUCGGUGUGCACCUCGCCAAGUCGCCGCCGGGUUUGUCCUGUCUGGGCCUUCGAGGCGGCAGCCCGAUGACCAACAUCGAAACCGUCCAGGACAGCAUCGUCGUCCUCACCACCACUUUCCUCCAUGAUUUUGACUACACCUUCUAUCUGGUCUAUGAAGCCUCCAGUGGUUCGCUCCACAUGAUCCCCAUGCCAGAAAAUCCUUGUUUCAUUCUCACAGGGCUCAGUGCUAGCAUGCUCAUCGCGAGGUCAUUCUACACUGCCGACUACGCGCUGGUUGUAUUGGGCAAGCUGGACGGGCAAGAGGGGGAUGUUCCGUUGGUAUGGCUGUCUUCAUCCUCGUCACCAUCUUGGUCUGAGAUCAAGACCACCGUCUUCAGCCAACCCCCCUCAUUGAUGCUGCACUAUGCUGAUAUGAGCUUUACUAUCGGAUCCAUGGCCUGCUGGGUGGACCUCCUGCGCGGCGUCGCAUUCUCUUGGUGCAACACCCUCUUCCCCAAAGACUGUCGCAAGGAACCCACGCUUAACUUUGGCUUCUUUUCCUUGCCCAGAGAGUUGCCUGGAGCAGAUCACUGUCGCGACAACACCCGGGUGGCACAGCCAGAAGCCUACCGCACCAUAGGCGUCGUCCAAGGUUUCAUCAGGUUCGUCUCCAUCGACGGCUUUCUCGACUAUGUCGACCUCAAGGACCGCACCUUGACAGUCUGGAAGCGAACGUUGAACCGUGUGUGGCAGUUGGAGUACAAGCUCAGUCUCGAGACCCUAUGGGGGCUCCAGGGAUUCGGCGACUUGCCAAAGAACCUAACUCCCAUGUACCCUCUCCUUAGCACAGAGAAUACGGAUAUUGUCUACUUUGCACUUGGGGAAUAUCUGGAGAACCGGCGCAGGUGGAAGUUUAUCCCAAUAUGUGCACACUAUCUACUCGCGGUCAACAUGCAGAGCAACACAGUCCAGGCUUCCAUAUCUCUCGCAGACUGUUUUGGCAGUCCUGACAUCCCAGACCUUGUUACUUCUAGUUUCAGCCGGUAUGUCCAUGUCGUGGGGCAUGAUCUACACAUUAUGAUGAUGGACACGAUGAAGCAAAUGGCGUCGAUCCAUUUGGACCCCAUUGACUAUGAUGAAAGGGAGGCUCGGAAGGUGAUGAGGGAGAGCCCAUUCAACUGGCAAGGAACUUUGAAGGACAAACCUAUCUUUUAUCCAGCUCGCUACUACUCGCAACCAUCAUUGCUUCGUCUCACCCAAUCAGCCACUGCAGACAUCAUUCCGGAGAUAUCAGGGUGACAUGUUGUCUUUUUGCACAUGAAGAUCGAUGAGCAAGAAGCACUAUAACUCGAGGAAAAGGAAAUAACUUCUGUAUCAUGUACCAUCCAGAUAUAACAAAACUGAUGCAAUUCAGUGGGGAUCAUCUUCAGUCGUUCAUACUCUGUCUCGCUGAUCAAGUUCUAGAAAUGAUCAUGUCAUGUUAUGUAUCACUUGAUAUAUAUGUACGUCUCUUGUGUACUUGAAUUGGGCUCCAGUUUGACAUGUACUCAAAUAUUUGUGCGUGGGUUGAUCCACUUUGACAGGUACUCGCUCCGUCUGGAAUUACUUGUUGCAGAAAUUGAUGAAAAUGGAUGUAUUUAAAACUAAAAUACAUCAGAUACAUUUAUUUCUCCAACAAGUAUUUUUGGAUGGAGGGAGUAUUCAAAUAUUUGUGUCUGGGAUGGUCCAGCUUGACAUGUA